Manihot esculenta (cassava) is the source of this 1351-nucleotide messenger RNA. Its product is annotated as ras-related protein RABA4d. Gene Ontology annotation, cellular component: endosome. The transcript has 2 exons. NCBI's taxonomy places the organism in Eukaryota, Viridiplantae, Streptophyta, Magnoliopsida, Malpighiales, Euphorbiaceae. Gene Ontology annotation, molecular function: GTP binding; GTPase activity. Bases 440 to 1108 code for a protein of 222 amino acids. The record is from RefSeq and is a predicted model, not a curated record.
AAACGAUAAAAUAAUGAUGAAAAUAAAUCCAUAGAAAAGACUAAAGGCAAUUGUGCCUCGGGUAAUUUCAUCUUCACAUAUCACCAUAACCGUUACAUAACAAAUUUUUCAGUAAGCUCUCUCCAUCCAUCUCCCAAUCACUUCUCUGCAAAAACAAAAACAAACAAACAAACAAAAAAAGAAUUCCAAUAAUUUAUUGUCUUCCCUCUCAAAUUCUUGCCUUAAUCUGUCAUUAAUUAUUCACAUUGAAUCCAAAUCUUUGCCUUUUUCAAGCUUUUGUUUCAAACCCAUGUUGCAGCCUGCGUGUUCUUGUUCAUUUCGUGGCAAGAUUGAUAGAUCUUGACAUGUUUUUCCUGUAAAAUUUUCUCAUUGUAUUAUAUAUGUUAGAAAUUUUAGGUUUGGGAGAAAAUUUAUUGGCAGGAUUUAAUUUGUUUUGAAGAUGACCAAUUAUGUAGAUUUCAAUCAGAGGAUUGAUUACGUUUUCAAGGUUGUAUUGAUUGGAGAUUCAGCGGUCGGAAAAUCCCAGCUUCUGGCAAGAUUUGCGAGAAAUGAAUUUUGUGUGGAAUCAAAAGCCACCAUUGGGGUCGAAUUUCAGACCAAAACUCUUUCUAUGGAUAAUAAAACUGUCAAGGCUCAAAUUUGGGACACUGCUGGGCAAGAAAGGUAUAGGGCAGUGACAAGCGCAUACUAUCGAGGCGCAGUAGGCGCAAUGCUAGUUUAUGACAUGACCAAGCGCCAAUCAUUCGAUCAUAUGGCAAGGUGGCUAGAGGAAUUGAGGGGCCAUGCAGACAAGAACAUCGUAGUAAUGCUCAUCGGAAACAAGUGUGACUUAGAAAGUCUUCGAGCAGUGCCAGUGGAAGAUGCCCAGGAGUUUGCUCAAAGAGAAAAUCUUUUCUUUAUGGAGACAUCAGCUCUUGAAGCAACCAAUGUUGAAACUGCUUUCUUGACAGUACUAACAGAGAUAUAUCGAGUUAUUAGCAAGAAACAUCUUGCAGCUAAUGAUGAGCUUGAUGCUCAUGGGACUUCAGGACUUUUAAAGGGAACUAGGAUCAUAGUUCCAAAUCAGGAUCAUCAAAAUAUUGGAAAGCAAGGUGGUUGUUGCACGUAAUUUUAACUUGCAUAUUAUUAUCUUUUUUUGUGGAGUUAUUGUUCAUUUAUUAGGAUCUGUUGUUUUUGAACAAAUUCAAUUUUGUUUAGAAAGUGGGUAUUGAUGUUGGUGGAUGAUAGGGUAAGAUUUGUCUAUACAUUAUUGCUUACAUUCAAUUAGUGGAAAGUAAUGGAAAUUUUUAUUAGAUGAAUAUCAAGUAGGAAGGAUAAUUUGGUGUUCUCAACUAAUAAAUGUAUAGGAUUA